AUGGUAGAGGCUGGGGUUGGUACUUCAUCCUCUACCUUACUGUCCCCUUCUAGUCACAAAAGAAAACUGGUAGUAAGACACAGCACUGUGAAAUUUCAGGAAAAGAAGGGUGCUUUAUCCUCUGAAUUCCACUCCACAAGUUCAACCAGUGAAAGUCCACAAAAAAAAGAACAAUGGGAAAAAAGUGAACAGAAGACAAAGAUUAUAAAGACAAGGAAAUUGGAAGGAAAAAUGGCCUCAGCAGUGGCCCCAUCGUUUCGUUCAACAAAAGAGACAACCAAUUACGCCCGCUUAUGCAGGCUUCAGGUGGAUGUUGGUGCACAUAUCUUAAGAGAGACUUUUGACAAGAGCCGUCCAACAGGAGACCUGCACACAGUUUUGUCAAGUCCUCCAGUUCAUGCAGGCUGGAGAUUAAGAAUGGCCUAA
Pocillopora damicornis (cauliflower coral) is the source of this 426-nucleotide messenger RNA. RefSeq lists its product as uncharacterized. Lineage: Eukaryota; Metazoa; Cnidaria; Anthozoa; Scleractinia; Pocilloporidae. The record is from RefSeq and is a predicted model, not a curated record.